Molecule: messenger RNA, 1903 nt
Organism: Gigantopelta aegis
Lineage: Eukaryota; Metazoa; Mollusca; Gastropoda; Neomphalida; Peltospiridae
Exons: 7
Coding region: 139-1602 (487 amino acids)
Biological process (GO): nucleobase-containing compound metabolic process
Molecular function (GO): nucleic acid binding; 3'-5' exonuclease activity
Source: RefSeq, a predicted model, not a curated record
AUUUAAUGCUAUAAUCAUUAUAAAUAGACGUGUUGUCGGGUUUAUAAAUUAAACGCAGUAUUGGGAAACAACGGAUAUUACUAUCCUAAAACGUAAAACAAACAACAAUCGGUAUUAGACAAUUAACAAUUACGCGAGAUGACGUCAUCCUACACUAUAAUAGACAGUGUGGACAGGGCAAGAACUGCCGUCGAGGAACUGAUGAAAGAAGACUACGUGUCAAUUGACGCUGAAGGGGUUAACAUGUCGAAGACAGGACCUCUAACUCUGCUACAAGUGGGCAAAAAGGACGGUCACGUCUUUCUCUUUGAUGUGUUGACAUGUCCUCAAAUAUUUAAAGAUGGUGGAUUACAGGACUUGUUAGAAGGCAUACAAGUUCUGAAGGUGAUGCACUCAUCUUCCAACGACAGCACUUCACUGAAAUGUCAGUUUGACAUCUUGCUACAGAACGUCUUUGAUACGCAGGUUGCAGAUCGGCUGAUAGAAGAGAACCAAGGGAGACAACUCCCACCCAAAGCAAAGUUACUUAGGUCUCACUACACAGAUCACUUCCGGGUGACAGUUCAUUCAUCACGGUCCACUAUAGUUUGUGAGAAAUAUGGCGUCGAUGUAUCUUCAAUGAAGAAGAAAGAUGACCUUGGGGAUAAAUGGACGAAAGCUGAUGGGGAGUACUGGGCACACCGUCCGUUUACAGAAGAGAUGACGGACUACGCAACAGCAGACGUCAGAGUCCUCAUUCCGGAGUUGUACGAAGAAAUGAAAAGACGUAUUGAGCUGAAGGGUUUAACAUCACUCCUCAAAGAACGCACUGAAGAGGAUCUGAGAUACCGAUGGGACGAUACGGUGCGAGGCAUCCAGGAAGCCAGACGGAUUGAAGUCAGUACCGCGAUUCUACACCAGAUGGAAACCGAAUACAAUCAACCUUUGGACCUAAGUGACAUGGAAAACGAAGACCACAAAGCGGUUAUUAAACGAAUGGGGAUGUCAGAAGCGAAACAGUACAACCGGAUUAUCCAGGACAUGAAAAGUAAUCAGAUAAAGCAAGACAUAGAAGCUGUAAAAGCGGAAGUGGACGAAAAGGGCGACGCGUAUGUCCCUAUAGAAGCAGAUUUGCGCAUCUUGUUACACGGAAAAGAGCAUGUUGACAGUCGGGUCCAUAAACUCUGCGAAACAGUACUUGGGAAAAUUGACGCCAUUCUGCAAAAAGAUAUGGCAAUAAAGUACAACCUCCAAACGCCACCAAAGCAUGUAUCUGAUCUGGAAAAACGAUUCCUGCGUAGACUGAGAUCAAAGACGGGCGAAACCAUUCCAGCCGUCAUCCUCAGACUAAAAUGGCUUUGCGCAGAAGAAAGUAUGGAUCAGCGAAUAAAGGAGUUCCAAGAAAACCCGUCCGGUGUGGAGAUAAACACCGGUGAACACAAGAAGUACAAGUUUUUCUUGAGCGGUCCUGGCGUUCCGUGGGGUCUAAAACAGAAAGCAAAGAGUUUUCUUUUUGAACUGGAACGAGCUGGUAAAGUUCAGAGACCACAACCCAGAAGACGCCAACGGCAUGAUUAUUAUGAUUAUGAUUAUGAUGUUUUGUAUGAUGAUUAUGAUUACUAAUUUUCCCUGGUUUUCUGAUAUGCUAGAGGACUUUAGCCUCGGCAACAGCAAUACGGAUAUCAAGACAAAAUAAGACAGCACAAACUUUUAUUUAGUAUUAAGGUCACUGGCCCAAAAUACAUUAUAAAACCGAAACAACUUUGUCGCACGCUUGUGGUAAAUGAUACGAAAUCAUCACUUUGCAUUCUUGUUCAGGAAACAUUAUAUUAUAGAGUAGAUUACUUGUAAUUGCAUCAGCUUGACAAUAAUAAUCGAUGAUUGUAGAUGUGAAUGUUUAUCAAUAAAGGAAUUGAGAAACAUG